Molecule: messenger RNA, 3141 nt
Organism: Chelmon rostratus (copperband butterflyfish)
Lineage: Eukaryota; Metazoa; Chordata; Actinopteri; Chaetodontiformes; Chaetodontidae
Gene: sxph
Exons: 17
Coding region: 204-2390 (728 amino acids)
Biological process (GO): iron ion transport
Cellular component (GO): plasma membrane; recycling endosome; early endosome
Source: RefSeq, a predicted model, not a curated record
GAAAAAAAAGUGACUUUACUGUUUUCAGAGGGGCUGCCCUUGCGCAAUAGGUUUUCUAUGUAUCCGUUAGUACCAGUGCCUCUCAUGCUGUGGAAAAUCUAUGCAGGACUAUCUGGGAUUUGAGACUGAAAGAAACAGAAAGGACAGCUGUCUGUUGUGCUCCGCAGACGACUUAAGACAGGUUUGAGCUACAACAGGCCAGAAUGAGAGGACUGUAUGCCAUUUUACUCUUUUUCAUCUUUGUCUGCUGCAUCAGGGCAAAGAAGAUGCGGUGGUGUACAGUGUCCGACCCCGAGCAGAGGAAGUGUGCAGAACUAGCUAAAGCUCUGGUGGCAGUGCUGCCUCCAGCUGCUGUGGCAGCUUUUGCCAGACUCUCGUGCAUACGAGCGUCCAGCACGACUGACUGCAUCGACAAGAUCAGGGCUAACCGUGCUGAUAUAGUGACGCUGGAUGCAGGGGAAGUUUAUUCUGCUGUGAAGCAGUUUGGCCUCGUCGUCAUUGCCAAGGAGAUAUACAGCGACGGAGGCUGCAUUCUGUCUGUGGCUGUGGUGAGAAACAGCACUUUGGACAUACGGUCCCUGCAGGGCCUCAGGAGCUGUCACAGUGGGGUUCGAUGGACGGCCGGAUGGAGUCUUCCACUCGGCUUCCUGCUGUCCCGCAACUACCUGAGCUGGUCAAAGGAGCAGCCGCUCAGUCAGGACGUCAGCACCUUUUUCAGUGCCAGCUGCAUUCCUGGAGCUGCUGCCAUGGCACCACCUCUGUGCGCUCUGUGCCAAGGCCAGAAGUCCUACAUUCGCCAGAAGAAUUACCACUGCGAAACGUCCCACAGUGAGCCCUACUACAACAGCCAAGGAGCCCUCAGAUGUCUCAGGAACGGGGCAGGAGAUGUUGGAUUUGUGGACCAUUUAGCUCUUGAAAGUAUUGAUGACAGCGAUGGAGACGAGUUCAGGUUGCUGUGUACAAAUGGCACACAAGCUCCUCUCAGCCACUACAGAAGCUGCAACCUGGGACGUGGUCCAGGAGGCGGCAUGGUCACCAGAUCUAACUUUCGCAAGGUUGCUCGCAAGUUUCUAGUGACGGUGCAGAUGCUGUUUGGCCAACAAGGACGAGAGAGGCAGCGCUUCAACCUCUUUAACUCCUCUUCUUUUGGAGAAAAUGACCUUCUCUUCAAAGAUGCCACACAUAAACUCGCCGUUCUGCCAGACGGCAUGGAUGUAAGUCAGGUUCUGGGGCUGGAUUAUGUGGCACUCCUCAAAGGCCUUGGACAUGAAGGAAGCUCGCUGGAGGACAGUGUGGUGCGGUGGUGCUGUAUUAGCCACGCAGAGCAGAAGAAAUGUGAGCAGUGGGCUCUCAGUAUAAAGUCAGACCCGCUGGUGUGCGUCAGAGCCGUCUCAAUACGAGACUGUAUCGAGAAAAUCAAGAGGGACGAGGUGGACGCUGUCUCGCUGGAUGCAACUCACUCUUUCAUCGCAGGAAAAUGCGGUCUCGUCCCUGUAGUCACAGAAUAUUAUGGAGGAGAAUGUGUGCCUGCUGAAGGAUCGACCCACUUAGAGACAGAUGUGUUGCCCUCAGUGGCGGGUGUGGCAGUGGCAAAGCGCUCCAGCAGAAACGUAUUCAUCGGGAACCUCGGAGGCCGUCGCUCCUGUCACGGUUACAUGUACAGCCCAGCAGGCUGGCUGCUGCCGUCCAGACACACGCUGAGCCUGGAGCAUAACAGCAGCUCCCCCUGUGAUCCAAACCAGGCCUACAACGAGGUGUUUUGGAAAGGCUGUCUUCCCGGCUCUCAGGGGAAUCUGUGUAAAGUGUGUAUGGGAGGCACCGGGGAGGCCGCCACCAAACGCUGCGCUGACAACCACAAUGAGCGUUACUAUGGCAACAUGGGAGCUUUAAGGUGUCUGGUUGGAGAUCCCAGCGGUAAAAGCUACGGCGACGUGGCUUUCCUUGAGCAGCACAACCUUCAGGCCAACGUCCUCAGUUUGAGUUCCACCGGAUGGGCAGAGGGGUGGAUGCCAUCAGACUUUGAGCUGCUGUGUGGUGACGGUCGUCGGGCUCCAUUGUCUGAGUGGGAGAGCUGCAACCUCGGAGUCGUGCCACCGAACACCAUCAUGACGCGCCCAGUUCUCACAGCGCGAGUGUACGACUUCCUCAUGAAGUCACAGGAAACUUUGGCAGCCAACCCAAACUCAGAGUUCAAGCUCUUUGAGUCUCAGAAAUAUGGAGAAAGUGAUCUGCUGUUCAAAGAUGCAACUCAGUGUUUUGUCCACACAAGCCACAUGGACUACCGCUCGAUCCUCGGAGACGAGUUCUGCAGCCACGCAGAAGCUGUCUUCAACUGCACACACUCUGAUAUCUUGGAGUUUUGUAAUCAGGACGUGUGCAGCAUAUUUUGAUGGUCAUACAGGAGGAAACGUUACCUGUCCCUGUGCUGCUUCAGCCAGAUCUGAUGACUGCAAUCCAUCACUGGUAUCAUCCUGUUCACAGCAGAGACUGACGUCAAAAUUCUUCUGCAAACCGAAGCGAUUCAUCUUUCAACUGUCACAUUCGUCACCAGUCAUUACUUUCACUGUCAUGCUUCCCAUAAGCCUUGUUUCAUACACAUGUUAAAGAAUAGAGCAGAGCAUGCAGCAACUUUCAUUAUAACACCAUAACUUAUAACCUUGUGCUGUGUAUUAUCUGCACGUCUUUCACAAACGCAUUUACUUUGUAUUUUUAAGGCUGAAAACAAAUUCCAGACAUUAACACAGCAAAGUGGAAACAGAAAACCUCAUGCAGAGAAGCUGCGAUGACUCACAGCACUGAGGUAAAUACCAAAAGACAUGACUACACCUGUAAAUAUAUGAGUGUAAAAUCAAUGCUUGUAUAACAUGUAACAGGUGUGUAAAUGAUCCAAGCAUUGCCUCAGUUGUUACAUUUGCACAUGCACCAGUUAUAUUACUGUAUUUGUUAAUACAUUUCAAAGUAAGUGUGAGAUUGGGAACCAUGAGAUGUGUGGGUAUAUCAUUUUAAAGCAACAGUUAUUACUAUUUUAUGUUGUUAUUCUUAUUUUAUUUACUUGCUGUAUGUUUUGCCUUUGUAUUCUCUUUAUUGUAAAGUGUGUUGGGACCAUGCAGCAUGGUGAUUCUGCACUUUAAAUAAAAUUGA